Molecule: messenger RNA, 987 nt
Organism: Plenodomus lingam JN3
Lineage: Eukaryota; Fungi; Ascomycota; Dothideomycetes; Pleosporales; Leptosphaeriaceae
Source: RefSeq, a predicted model, not a curated record
AUGCCCCCCGCUGUCAGCAGCAAGGGCAAGGCCAAGUCAGGCUCAAAGGCUGCCGGCGCCCCACGCAGUCGCAAUACCACACCACUCCCCAAUGCCCGCCCCUCGGUCGAGCCCUCCACAGCGUCGACCUACUUUAGCAAACCGCUCAGCUCCUACCUCAGAAAGUCCGAGUCCACCGUCGAAGAUAUCUUGGACAGUGCGGGUACCAGCUCACAAAUACCAUCUGGCUCCAAGCUGGUGGCGCUACGCGACCAGAUCGAGAAGACGGUGCUCAAGCAUGUCGAGGCACGCUGCACACAAUCCGAAGGCGCCCUCAGGGAGCUGCAGAGCAUCCGCAAGAACCGUACGCCGAGAGAGAGGGACAAGGACAAGGAGGCAGACGAUCGUGACCGCAAGCACAAGCUCAAGAAAGUGAGCAAGAAGCACGAUGAGGAUGGCAAGCAUCCGCCCACGACGGGCGCCCAUGGUGUCGCCAGGCAAGACGGCGUGGACCCCAAAGACAAUUCGUCAUCCAUGUCCUCGCCUAUAUCACAAGCUCCCCCUUCAGCCGGCGGUGCAGCAGCUGCGGAGGCUCCCUCUCCCACUGGGUCAGAUAUCUCUCACCAACCCGCGCCCGCGCCUGCAUUGCCUCAACAUCAGACCUUUGGUCCAGAUCCAUGCAAGUUCGAUGACCCUACUAUAUAUCACAUACGCGAGGUCACACCAGGCAUGACGGAUGAGGAGAAGAAAGAGAUAUAUUGCGUCGCAGAGUUUCCUCCAUCAGAUCUACGUGACAGGAUUGCUGGUCUGCCGCCUGACAAGGAUUUCUCCAACGCAAAACCUGCCGCACAGGUCAACGCCACGGUCUUUGCAAAUUACGUGGAGCCCUACAUAAGACCUUUGACCGAGGAAGAUGUCGCCUUUCUAAAGGAGCGAGGUGAUCGAAUAGCACCUCGACUCCAACGAUCAACGGCCGGCGCCCAACGUACCUCGUGGGGCAGCGGAUGA